CGCGUAGAAGUUGGUUCCUUUUGAUCGUUUGGUCCCAGCUCAUCAACCAUACAUAACCAAAUUGGGAUUUUCCGAUUUUUUAAAUCCCAAUUUUUUUUUUAACGUUAAACAUAAACUACAAUAAGGCAAUAAUAUAAAGCUUCACUUGCAGGACUUUCAUGAAGCUUUCUGAUGUUAAAUUAACAAGCCUAUGAGAAGCUACUGAGUAAUCAAAAAAUUCAAAGCUUUUUCAAUAUACUGACAGAUAAAAGGCUGGUUUUUUAUGGGAAGUGAUAUAUUCCCAGGCUGCUCCAAGAUACAUUGAAGAUAUACUUUUUUUUUCCUUCUAAACUGUGGGGUCCUCUUAGUUUUCUCUGUAAAUGACAGCCUAAUCAACAGCCUGGAAAGGUUGGGUUUUAUAUGCUGAAGCAGCUGCUACACUUGGAAAAAGAGUCCUUUUUUUCUUGGUGACAUUCAUGUUAUUUCAACUGGGUUUUUGUCUUUGAAUCCAAAAGGACUUAAAUCUCAAAACCCAUUUCAGAGAAUAGCUGGUUGUUUCCUAUUUUAGCUUCAUUUGUAAGGUAAGGGCAUUGAUGAAUUUUUUAUCUUUGAAGUAAAGUUUAUGUAAUCUUGCAUUGUGUUGAAAUGUUUUAGAUUGUAGUUGGAUUAGCAUUGGGGUUAGUCAGAUCUGAGGUUUAGAAAGAUAUGAACUUUGGGGUUUGAUUAUUGAGAUUUUAAGCAGUUUUUGAGGUUAAUUCUUUUGGAGUUUUCUGGGAUUUUGGGGUUUCUUUAGAUCUUUGUUUACUGGGAGUCAGGCAGUGUUUUGAUGCUUUUUUGUUAAUGGUUUGUUGAGUUGAGAACUUGGGAUUAUAGCCAGGCAUUUGAGUUAUUUAAACAAGUUGAAGAUGAGACUAGGUAACUGGGUGGCUUUGGUUUUAACUGUUGUUUUGUUUGAGUUUUUGGGUUAUAGAAUACAUGGCUCAUUCACUCCUGCUGAUAACUACUUGAUUGUUUGUGGUUCUUCACAAAAUGUCGCAUUCCAAGGCAGAACUUUUGUUCCUGAUUUGAGCCAUUCUUCUCUUUCAUUGAAGAGUGGGAGUUCUUUUGUUGCUAGUUCUAAUUCUAGUGUUCCAUUUUCAAUAUAUCAAUCGGCCCGAAUUUUCUCUGACAUUGCUUCUUACAAGUUUGGUAUCAAUCAAGAAGGUCGGCAUUGGGUCCGGCUCUACUUUUAUCCUCUUCCAAAAUCAGGGCAGAACUUGACAUCUGCUCCAAUAACAGUUGUCACUGAUGAUUUUGUGCUCUUGAACAACUUCACUUUCAGCAACUAUAAUGGUUCUUUUUUGUUCAAGGAGUAUGCAGUCAAUGUGAUCUCUGAUACCUUGACUCUUACCUUCAUUCCUUCAAACAAUUCGGUUUCAUUUGUUAAUGCAAUGGAAGUUGUCUCCAUCCCAGAUGCAAUCCUGCCUGACCAGGCAUUAGCUCUGAAUCCAUCUGCUCCUAUUAGUGGUCUUUCAGAAUUUGCCAUGGAAACUGUUUAUAGGUUAAACAUGGGUGGGCCACUGAUCACUGCUCAGAAUGAUACCCUUGGAAGAACAUGGGAGACUGAUGUGAAAUAUCUCCAUGUAAACAGUUCUGCUCUGAAUGUUUCAGUCAAUCCUGCUUCUAUCAAAUAUACGACUUCCGUUACAACGGAAACAGCCCCAAAUUGGGUCUAUGCUACUGCUGAAGUCAUGGGAGAUGCAAAUGUACCCAGUAUGAACUUCAAUGUAACUUGGGUCUUCCCUGUUGAUCCAAACUUCAGGUAUUUUGUUCGGGCACAUUUUUGUGAUAUCGUGAGUCAGUCUCUCAAUGCUUUGGUUUUCAAUCUAUACAUAAAUGAUGAUAUUGCUGUUGCCAGUCUUGACCUCUCAACAUUGACUGGCGACCUAAAUGUACCUUAUUAUAAGGACUUUAUCUCCAAUUCUUCAGAAGAAUCCGAUACAUUGACUGUUAGUAUUGGUCCAGAUUCAGUGGCAGACAUCACUAAUGCAACAAUGAAUGGAUUGGAGAUAAUGAAAAUCAGCAAUGAGGCUGGAAGCAUGGAUGGACUUUCUUCUGUUAAGAAUCUCCUUACUAAAUCAUCCUCGAAGAAGAACAAGAUUUGGAUAAUAAUUGGUUGUCUUGUUGGAGCUGUAGCUGCAGUGGCACUAAUUGGGUUCUGUUGUUGUUGCCUGGCAGCACGCAAGUCAAAAGCUACUCAUCAAGGACAUCCGUGGUUGACUUUGCCCUUAUAUGGAAACUCUCAAACAAUGACCAAAAUGUCCACAACAUCACAGAAGAGUGGAACAGCAAGCUGCAUCUCAUUGGCUUCCUCCAAUCUCGGCCGGUUCUUCUCCUUCCAAGAAAUCCUUGAUGCUACCAACAAAUUUGAUGAGAGCCUAGUUCUUGGAGUUGGUGGUUUUGGAAGGGUCUACAAGGGAACACUUGAGGAUGGGACUAAAGUUGCUGUAAAAAGAGGUAACCCCAGAUCUGAACAAGGUCUUGCUGAAUUCCGCACUGAAAUUGAAAUGUUAUCAAAACUUCGCCACCACCACCUUGUCUCUCUUAUUGGGUACUGUGAUGAAAGAGCAGAAAUGGUUCUUGUCUACGAGUAUAUGGCUAACGGACCCCUUAGAAGCCAUCUUUAUGGAACAAAUCUACCAUCUCUAUCAUGGAAGCAACGACUUGAAAUAUGCAUUGGGGCUGCUAGGGGACUUCAUUAUCUCCACACUGGUGCAGCCCAAAGCAUCAUUCACCGAGAUGUGAAGACCACAAACAUUCUCUUGGAUGAGAAUUUUGUAGCCAAAGUAGCAGAUUUCGGUCUUUCAAAAACUGGUCCAGCUUUAGAUCAGACACAUGUGAGUACUGCAGUUAAGGGUAGCUUUGGUUACCUUGAUCCUGAAUAUUUCAGAAGGCAGCAACUCACAGAGAAGUCUGACGUGUAUUCAUUUGGGGUGGUUCUGAUGGAAGUUCUCUGUACUAGGCCAGCUUUAAAUCCUGUUCUUCCAAGAGAACAAGUUAAUAUUGCAGAAUGGGCAAUGAACUGGCAGAAGAAAGGUAUGUUGGAUCAAAUCAUGGAUUCUAAUCUGGCGGGGAAAGUGAAUCCAGCUUCCCUUAAGAAAUAUGGAGAGACAGCUGAGAAGUGCCUGGCUGAGCACGGCGUUGACAGGCCAUCAAUGGGAGAUGUUUUAUGGAACCUUGAAUAUGCUCUUCAGCUGGAGGAGACCUCAUCAGCACUAAUGGAACCCGAUGACAAUAGUACAAACCAUAUCCCAGCCAUUCAGUUGACACCGCUUGAGCCAUUUGACAACAGUGUAAGCAUGAUCGAUGGGGGAAAUUCUGGCGCUGAUGAUGAUGCUGAAGAUGCUGCUACUAGUGCAGUAUUCUCACAACUAGUAAAUCCUCGUGGAAGAUAGAUGACAAAAGGUCCUGCCUUGUGACUUUAGCCUAUGGACAUCCUGCUGAAAUUCAGUUGUCCCUGUCCUGAGAAUACUUGGUAAUAUCUUAAGAGAUUGAAUGAAGGUUUUUUCUCGUUACAUUAUUCUGUUCAUUUUCCUAAAUUUUUCAUUCAUAUUAUAUAUAGUUUGUAAUAUAGUUGAGUGAUGGCUACCUAUCAAUCCAUCCGAAAAUCGCAUGUAAUGAACCAUAAAUACUCCAUUAUUGUUGAUAUAAUUCAUCUGGUUUCCAGAUGCCAAUGUUAUUAUCACACAAUUACCAGACAAGGAAUAUCUUAUUUGUGUUUUGUUCACUGUAUGAGUUUAUAAUUUAAGGCAUCAUUUACUAUUUCAGCCGCUGAACUGACUUGCAAUGCUGGAAAUCCACUGCCUUUCAUUGUGAUUUCAAGGUAUGGUUAUAGAAAAGACUAAAAGUUUUCAGGGACUUAUUUUUUAUCUACACGAUGUCUAUCAUGUUCUACAGUAACUUA
Messenger RNA from Durio zibethinus, 3922 nucleotides. RefSeq names its product receptor-like protein kinase THESEUS 1. NCBI's taxonomy places the organism in Eukaryota, Viridiplantae, Streptophyta, Magnoliopsida, Malvales, Malvaceae. Gene Ontology annotation, molecular function: ATP binding; protein kinase activity. The record is from RefSeq and is a predicted model, not a curated record. Gene Ontology annotation, biological process: protein phosphorylation.